Messenger RNA from Brassica napus (rape), 2235 nucleotides. RefSeq lists its product as uncharacterized. Gene Ontology annotation, molecular function: nucleic acid binding; RNA-DNA hybrid ribonuclease activity. Lineage: Eukaryota; Viridiplantae; Streptophyta; Magnoliopsida; Brassicales; Brassicaceae. Bases 1 to 2235 code for a protein of 744 amino acids. The transcript has 2 exons. The record is from RefSeq and is a predicted model, not a curated record.
AUGGCAGUCAAGACUGAUAUGUCCAAAGCCUAUGAUCGAAUAGAAUGGAGUUUUGUACAACAAGUUCUACAGAGACUCGGCUUCAAUGCAAAGUGGAUCAACUGGUUAAUGCAGUGUAUUACUACGGUCUCCUACUCCUAUCUAGUGAAUGACUCUGUCUAUGGAGAGGUGAAACCUUACCGGGGCAUUAGACAGGGGGAUCCCUUGUCUCCCUACGUGUUUAUCCUCUGCAGCGAAGUCUUGUCAGGUCUUUGCAAGAGUGCAGAGAAGAAGGGAUUACUCCAAGGAGUCAGAGUAGCAAGGGGAAGUCCGAGAGUUAGUCAUCUGCUUUUUGCAGAUGACACGAUGUUCUUCGGUCUAGCUUCGGCCACCAACUGUGAGAUUCUGAUGAAGAUCCUAAAAGACUAUGAACGAGCCUCAGGCCAGAUGAUUAACAAGUCGAAGUCCUCUGUUACUUUCUCAAGUAAGUCUCCCCCUGAAGUCAGAGAACAAGCGAAGUCAAUAUUGGAAAUUACAAAGGAAGGUGGCUUGGGUAAGUACCUAGGUUUGCCUGAACAUUUUGGCAGACGGAAGAAAGAUUUGUUUACUUCUAUUGUUGACCGAAUCCGUCAAAAGGCUAUCAGUUGGUCCUCAAGUAAGCUUUCUCGGGCUGGGAAGCUCACUAUGCUCAAGGCAGUCCUCAGUGCCAUUCCAACCUACACAAUGUCAUGUUUUAUGCUCCCAGUCAGUUUAUGUAAAAGAAUCCAAUCAGUGCUUAUGAGGUUCUGGUGGGAUGGAGCAGACGAAAAGAAAAAGAUUUGUUGGGUAGCUUGGGAUCGUCUAACAAAACCUAAAGAGAUGGGGGGACUAGGCCUAAGGGAUAUCCAAACAUUUAAUCAAACUCUCCUAGCAAAAUUGGCAUGGCGGCUUGUUACAGCCCCUGAGAGUCUGCUAGCACGGGUGCUUUUGGGAAAAUACUGUCAUGGUAAGCACUUUCUAGAUGUGGAUUCUCCUAAGGUGUGUUCCCAUGGAUGGAGAGGAAUCCUAUUUGGAAGAGACCUUCUAACGAAGAACCUAGGGAAAGCAGUGGGUAAUGGGCAAACAAUACGACUCUGGAAAGACUCGUGGAUUUCACUUGAUAAGAUGGUGAAGCCUAUGGGACCUAUCAAGGAGUCUGAUCUAGACCUCACUGUCUCAGAUUUACUAACAGAUGAUCUAAGUUGGAACAGCAGAAGAAUAAAAGAGGUUUUACCUGAGUUUUUGGAACAGAUCAUUUGCCUGCAACCAAGCCGGAAAGGAGCUGAGGACUCUUACAUAUGGCAUGCGACAUCCUCUGGAGUUUACUCUACAAAAUCAGGGUAUUUUGCUGCUUCCACUCCCUGGUCAGAGAAAUCAGAGUCAAGUCAAGCUGAGGAGUUUCAUUGGAUCAAAGAUAUUUGGGCAGAGGAGUUCUCACCAAAGAUGAAAGCCUUCCUCUGGGCAGUAGUGCAAAAGGCAAUCCCUAUCGGAGAAAACCUAUAUCAACGAGGUGUAAGAUCGGCUGCUCAGUGCCUUAGGUGUAAUGAACAUGAAACAAGCACACACUUGUUCUUUACCUGCCCCUUUGCGAAGAGAGUUUGGCGGUGUGUACCUCUACAUUCAGCAGUUCACAUAGCUGCGGAGUCAACCUUCAAAGAAGCUAUUGUCAAGUUCCGUAAAGCUGAUAAACGAAGCAAUCCUGAAGACAUAGCUUUGAAAGGGUUAAGACAUGCAAAGGAUUGGAUGGAAGCGCAAGGAAAAACAUCAGAGUCGAAGAUACCUCCCAAACCGAAGGAAAGCAAGGAUCGACCUCCAGAUUCUUCAGAGAAUCCUCCACCGAUCGUGUGUGCUACAGACGCGGCAUGGAAUGCAAGCAGAAAGACGGCGGGGCUGGGGUGGACCUUCUCCGGACCGUCCUUAACAGCUACAACGCAAGGGUCGAGAAUCCAAGCCUCAGUCAACUCUCCGCUGAUCGCAGAAGCCCUGGCAGUACGAACGGCCCUCUAUAUGGCGCUGACUUUGGAUUUCACGAAUCUAAAAGUCUGCUCCGACAAUUCAACGCUCAUUCGAGCCAUAACCAGCAAAUCUCAGUCAAAAGAAAUCAUUGGAAUCGUGAGUGAUAUCCAAGUGAUCUCCUCUGAGUUCGCAAGCAUCUCAUUCUCGUUUAUCCCUCGAUCGAAAAAUUCUGUUGCCGAUGGGGUCGCAAAAGCGGUGCUCCUUUCUUCUUUUAAUUUGUAA